Colossoma macropomum (tambaqui) is the source of this 4593-nucleotide messenger RNA. RefSeq names its product potassium voltage-gated channel, Shaw-related subfamily, member 1a (gene kcnc1a). The transcript is spliced from 4 exons. The record is from RefSeq and is a predicted model, not a curated record. Gene Ontology annotation, biological process: potassium ion transmembrane transport; protein homooligomerization. Gene Ontology annotation, cellular component: voltage-gated potassium channel complex; axon; dendrite membrane. Gene Ontology annotation, molecular function: protein binding; delayed rectifier potassium channel activity. Bases 850 to 2646 code for a protein of 598 amino acids. NCBI's taxonomy places the organism in Eukaryota, Metazoa, Chordata, Actinopteri, Characiformes, Serrasalmidae.
AAAACGGGGAGUAAAGAAUUUUUCUCUCGCCAAUACAAGACUAACACUGACCUCAACAGUGGAUUUCUCGCGCGUUCAGAUGUUUCUGAGGGGACAAGAAGAUGGAAAGGACACAUUUUCUCCACCAUUCAGUUUGAGGACUCGCUACAAUCGAGAGGUAACAGACCAACUGCUGGUGUGGUAACUGUUGCCUGCGUUUGGUAGCAGAUCCUCGAAUAAUCACCUGAUACGUUUGGCUGCGCCCAGAUGUAAUCCUCACGGAUAGAUCCCCCCACCAUAGAUCACCCAAACCUGAGGAGGGAACGGCUGUGGACAGGAUUGGUGCAUGUGGCUGGGCUCUGAGGCUGGAGAAGAGGAGAGACAAUCAGAGACUGUGCACACAGGGUGUGAGAAGAAGAGAGGAGAGGAAGGGGAGCGCGCAAUCCCUCACACCACAUCGACUUUAGAGCUGAUCUCCAGCGACCCUCCAUCCUCUUCUUCACUACAGCACCUCUGCGGGGUCUGUGAAUGAGGAGCAGGAUGAUUCUGGAGCGCCUGCUUUUUCGUGCGUUCGUGGGAGGCUAGCGUUUUGGGGAGCCUACUGGUUUCUCCAUUCGGGGGUCUCUCAAUAAGCCAUAAUAAUAAGCUAUGUGUAAUUCAAGCUAAUUGUAUUUGUUUCUUUUUUCUUUCUUUUUUUUCUUUUUUUUUCGGAGUUGCAACAGAUAGCACCCAAAACGGUCUCUGUCAUUUGGCUGUGCUUGCACUUCAACUCGUUCCACGGUCGCGCGCGUGCGAGCGUGCACCAGCGUCGCGAACUCAGCGCUGGUAUCACCCGGACCUUGGCCGAGACAUGCCUGAGCGAGCGACGCGAUGGUCCAAGGCGACGAGAAAGACCGCGUUGUGAUUAACGUGGGCGGCAUCCGGCACCAGACGUACCGCAGCACCCUGCGCACUCUCCCGGGGACGCGCCUGGCCUGGCUCGCGGAGCCCGAUGCGCACAGCCACUUCGACUACGACGCCCAGAUCGACGAGUUCUUCUUCGACCGGCACCCAGGCGUCUUCGCGCACAUCCUCAACUACUAUAGGACGGGCAAGCUGCACUGCCCCGCGGACGUGUGCGGGCCGCUCUACGAGGAGGAGCUCGCCUUCUGGGGCAUCGACGAGACGGACGUGGAGCCGUGCUGCUGGAUGACUUACCGGCAGCACCGCGAGGCCGAGGAGGCCCUGGACAGCUUCGGCGGGGGACCCGCCGAGAUGGGCAACGACGACACAGAAGGGGACCUGGGUGACCCGGGCGACGGCGACGAGGAACUGGAAAUGACCAAGAGGUUGGCCCUGGGGGACGCACCUGACGGCAAAGCGGGGGGCUUGUGGCAACGCUGGCAGCGGCGCGUCUGGGCACUCUUUGAGGACCCCUAUUCUUCUAAAUAUGCAAGGUGGGUGGCAUUUGCCUCUCUGUUCUUCAUCCUGGUGUCUAUAACCACAUUCUGCCUGGAGACACACGAGGCCUUCAACCCCAUCAUCAACCGCACGGACAUUGACCCCCUGGACAACAGCACGCGGAUCUACCAGGAGACGGAGACUGAGGUGUAUCUGACCUACAUCGAGGGUGUGUGCGUGGUGUGGUUCACCUUUGAGUUUCUCAUGCGCAUCACCUUCUGUCCCGACAAAAAAAAGUUUAUCAAGAAUGCGCUCAACAUCAUCGACUUUGUGGCCAUCCUGCCUUUCUACCUGGAGGUAGGCCUGAGCGGUCUGUCCUCCAAAGAGGCUAAGGAUGUGCUAGGGUUCCUGCGGGUGGUCCGAUUCGUGCGGAUCCUCCGGAUUUUCAAGUUGACGCGCCAUUUCGUAGGCUUGCGGGUCCUGGGCCACACCCUGCGGGCCAGCACCAAUGAGUUCCUCCUCCUCAUCAUCUUCCUGGCCCUGGGCGUGCUCAUCUUCGCCACCAUGAUCUACUAUGCCGAACGAAUCGGCGCCAAACCGAACGACCCACGGGCCAGCGAGCACACGCACUUCAAGAACAUCCCCAUCGGCUUCUGGUGGGCUGUGGUCACCAUGACUACACUUGGCUACGGAGACAUGUACCCGCAGACAUGGUCGGGCAUGCUGGUGGGCGCGCUGUGUGCUCUGGCUGGUGUGUUGACCAUCGCCAUGCCCGUGCCAGUCAUCGUCAAUAACUUUGGAAUGUACUACUCACUGGCCAUGGCGAAGCAGAAGCUACCAAAGAAAAAGAACAAGCAUAUCCCGCGUGCCCCACAGUUGGGCUCCCCCAAUUUCUGUAAGUCGGGCAUGAACUCGCCCCACCACAGUACGCAGAGCGACACAUGCCCGCUGGCCGCCCAGGAUGAGGUUUUAGAAAUGAACCGAGCAGAUCCCAAAGUGAACGGCGAGGCGGCCAAGGCGGCGCUGGCCAACGAAGACUGUCCACACAUAGACCAGGCCAUUUCCCCCGAGGACGGCCAGAUCUUUAGCCCCUGCGAACCGCGGGGGGACACCCCGUGUUUCCUUCUGAACAUGGCUGGCCGACCCACACACACGGGCACCAGAGUGAGGAAGGGUUACCAAAAGUCCCGGAGCAUGGGCACCAUAGUGGCGUCGGUAUCCGCUGGGUCCCGCGGCCGCCCUGCUCUCCUGCAGCGCUCCCAUUCGCCCAUUCCCUCCAUCCUCUAGGGAAUGAAUGGUGGAGUGGUAGGGAGCACUCUCCCUGGGUCAAUCCUACUCCUAGAGUCCCAUAAACCCUUCCUUGCUACUCCCAUCCUGUCCUGCAGUGUUGAUCUGCUCUGUCCGCCUCUCUGGUCAUCACCCCAAGGAGUUAUGCUGCUGUCCCCAGCUUCUCCCCCUUGUCUCAAUGGCUCUUUGUCACUGCUGUUUGUCUUGUCUUUGCCUUCAGGCUUAUGCAGAGCCAUUAGAGAGAAAGCUAACGUCAAAAGAAUGUUCAGAAGUUCUCAGGGAAAGUGUAGGCCAGGUUAUUGUACCCUAUUGUCCAUCAUUUGACUCAGUUACAGAGUUUACAUCUGAGAUUAAACACAUGCCUGAGGUUCUGUCUGAUCCUCCCUCUUUAUAGUAAUUUUUUGCACUGUGGCCCUCUUUUGUUCACCAGCAGACACACAUGCAUAUCCAUGCAAACCUACACGCACUCAGCUAGCCGAACCUCUACAAGAAAUCUUUUGAAUGUAGUCAGUCAGCGGCAACCUGUAGCUUCCUCCAGUCCCACAAGCCAAGAUUAAAGCCCAAGAUGUUUUCCUAGACAUCCUGCACCUCUUCUUUUCGUUUUGUUUCUUGAUCCAACCUACUCUGGCCAACCUACCCUGCUGCAACCCCCCAUGCCCCCCAUCUUUAUUCUCCUUUACCUGCAAAAUGGGUCAUCAGAUAUGUCCCAUCCAAAGGUACCUGGUAGCAAGGCCCCUCAGAAACGUCUCCUGCAUGCCAGAGACUUCCGUUCUCCUCUCUCUGCUAUCCCCAGCAACUGUCUCUCUCUAUUCUUUCCUUCUUUCUGUAUGUCCCUGUCCAUUGCUCUUUCUCUCUACUCUAUUUUUUUGUAAUCUGGAUUGUGAAAGAAACCGAUGCUGUUCUUUCUGCCAUAAACCCACGUCCGUGAGAAGUCUCUUCACAUUGUUGUUCCUCCACCUCCUCCUGCUCAUUGUCUAAGAUGAGUUGAAUGACCAAGGCCCAGUGGCAGGAUGACCUUCAGCAACCCCACCUCCCCUGUAUUCUCUACCGCAGAUCCCUGUAAAGAGGAGACUGUCCUAGUUAAGUAUAUGCAGUCAGAAGUGCUCCGCGUGACCUGAGAGGGACCACAGCGACUCAGGGAGGGGAACUGACCCUAGAGUUUCCCCCUCUCCAGCGUUUCUUGGCUCUACAAUGGCUUGAGAGCUUUGAGGUCGCUUUCCAAAGGAGAGAUGACAUAUAGAGAGAGAGAGAGACAGAGAGACAGAUAGAGAGAGAGACAGGACAAUGGAUAUUGGUAGUGGAACAAACGAUUUUUCUUCACAAAGAACGAGUUUCUGCAUGAUGAUCCCUCGAAGGCACAAGGAGUCUCAUUGACAAGGACUCUUUUUUAAAAGGACUAAAGGUGUGGACAGUGUAUCAACACCGAAGGCAUCGUACAAUCUGUUGACAGGCUUGACAAGAGUUGGAAUAAGCUUAAUAAUCAAUGGUUCAUUAUAGCCACUAACCAUACUAAUGAUAUUACCUACAAUGUCCUUGGUGACAAGUGUAGAAGACUCUUAACAGUACAUUUUAGCAUGAGUUGCAUGGUGGUAUAUAAAAAAGAAGAAAAAAAAAAAGAAAAAUGCUUACCGCUGUUAUGAAUAUCUGUAUGAAAAAAAAAGAUAUAUUUUCUUUCAGAAGUUCUUCACUUUUGCAUACAUUUCAUGUAGCCAUGAUUACAAGAUGUUCAAAGACAGUGUACUUCUCCUUAGCAGCAAAAUCCUUCACGUUUUUCUUCCAAAUUUUCAUUUGUGCUACCAACCACAUGUGAACCAGCUCUGGUCAUAUUGACCUCAAAUUCUGAAUGAGAGACAAGUGACUGCUGAGGAAGACGGUAAAAAAAAAAACAAACAAAAAACAUGUUAGCAAGCUUUCUAUGUGGUAAAUUCAACUUUUUCAUCUUGUUUC